This is a messenger RNA of Pseudomyrmex gracilis, 5256 nucleotides long. It is a transcript of the gene Alk, whose product is annotated as leukocyte tyrosine kinase receptor. Gene Ontology annotation, molecular function: protein binding; ATP binding; transmembrane receptor protein tyrosine kinase activity. NCBI's taxonomy places the organism in Eukaryota, Metazoa, Arthropoda, Insecta, Hymenoptera, Formicidae. The coding region runs from base 669 to 5060 and encodes 1463 amino acids. Gene Ontology annotation, cellular component: membrane; signaling receptor complex. Gene Ontology annotation, biological process: multicellular organism development; protein phosphorylation; cell surface receptor protein tyrosine kinase signaling pathway. The transcript is spliced from 25 exons. The record is from RefSeq and is a predicted model, not a curated record.
GGUGGCGGUCCAAAACGUGGUGAAGCUGCUCCGCACGUUUAUCUCAUCCCUGUGUCUUAGAACCCGGCUGGCUGUCAAAACGAAGUCGAUCAUUGGUGAGAGAACCCUUUGAUUAACCCUCGCAAAGGAUGAUUGCUUCUGAAUUACGUUACCACUGCGAGCUAGGGGGAGUGGAUUUAAUCCACGCGAAUGAGUGGUAGCUGGUGCUAGACGUCUGAUCGAGAAUCCUGUCCCGGAAGUGUGAGAAAGAGGAGAGAGGGAACAUGAUGAACACACCGAGAGAGCAAAAUGUUUCCUUCUGCUCCGUUGAAUUGCUCUUAACAAGACGUAUCUCGUCACAUGCCGCACACGAUAAGUCCGCUUCGCCGUACGUUUCAAAUCGGUAAUUUCAUAUCUUUUCGUUUGCACGGAAGACGGAACGCGCGUUGGAUCGAAUCGAAUUAGAUCGUUAGUCAAUUGAUUGAUGUGCUUCAUCUGAGAAUUAGUGCAUUGUGCGGUGUGUAUAUAUGCGUAAACACACAAUCGACUGUGACACGAUGAUCCGUCGCAUACGUUUUAUCUUCAGAAUCAAUCAUCUCUGAAACACCGACGGAGACGGGAGAUAAUAUCAUCUGUGCACGUGUACAACGGAGAUUGAGUGGAUAAUUUCAAAGAGAUCUCGCGAAACGAUGACGAGGAACAUGAAGACGAGGAUGAUGAUCAUUGGCGCGAGUUCCAACUGCUGCGCAAGGCGUACAUGCGAUAGAUGGUUACGCUGGAUCAUCGUUGUCCUCUGGUGCGUCACGGUGACCUGCAGUUCAAGAAGCAAAUAUAACAAGCACAAACCUCAGAGUCUCAAAGGUCUGAUCAACAUGACGCAGUCGUCUCAUGUGAACCAGUGCAACCUAGAUCCGAAGUGCGACUGGUUCUGGAACGAAACCAAUGGUUUUAAGAAACACGAGGCGCAACCCUCGGACAUUAAUGAUCCAACCAUGAGAUAUCCGACCACGGAUGCCAGCAACUCUUCGCACGGACACUUUCUGUGGUUUGAUUCCGGUCCCGGACACGUUCUUAUAUGGUCUAAGUUUCUAACUCGACCGAACUGCGAAAUUGAAUUCUGGUCGUAUCAGUUGCAAAUGAAAGGUGGACACAUAAAUCUCAUCUUAGAAAGUAAUAGCACGACCUUGAACGCGGUGACCUUGUUAGGAAAUGAUAAAGCUAAAUGGGAGAAAUAUUACUUUAAGCUACGCGAAACCGAUACUGCUUACAAAUUAGUUUUAGAGAUCUUUGUGCCCAGCAAUAGCUCAGGAAUUGGAAUCGACAAUAUUCAACUUAAAAACUGUAUCAAAGAUCUUACGUCGGUCAAUGUCACUUGUACGAAGAACAUGUUUUAUUGCAAAAACGGCACUUGCCUGAACAACACUCGAAUUUGCGACUUCACGAAAGAUUGCAUGGACGGCGAGGACGAAGAGGAGGCAGAUUGCGACAAGAUACCCACGAACGCCAGAUGCAACUUCGAGAACGGUUGGUGUGGAUGGGCAAAUGUUCCUGGGAGACCUUUAAAUUGGACUCUCAACAGUGGUCCCACACCGUCCGAAAAGACCGGACCGAGCUACGAUCACACUUAUCGAAAUAAAACAGGAACGUACGUGUAUGUGAACAUGGCAACUAAAAUUAACGGCAAGCCCUCCGAAUACGGCAGCCGAGGCACUAUUCAAAGUACAUUGUACAAUCCGACACCACCUUACAGCAGCGAUCGUAAAAGUCCUUACUAUCACUCAUGCCAAAUACGCUUUUUCUAUCACAAGUACGCACCGACUAGCGCGUCUCUCGGUCUCUUCUUGGUUCAGGUAAAACCGCACGAAAAUAUCACCGAAAAGUUAUGGUGGUCCUAUGGAUACGACAUGAGGGACGCUUGGGCGAGCGCGGUAGUUUCUCUACCUGAAAUAAAAUAUAGGUAUUAUUUACAAUUCGAAGCGGCCAAAUCGUUUUCCGGAAAAAGCGAGGUGGCGAUUGACGACAUUUCCUUGAGUCGAGAAUGUUUCGCCAUCGGAGUUCCGAAGGAAAUAGUUAAAGACUUUGAUUAUUACAAUCCCAAUAUAGAACACGAAAAAGUACUGCCGCAAUAUCCGGAUUUUUCAAACAAGACAGUUAUUCGAGUCACUACUUGCGGAGCGACCGGCAGAUUUGGUCCGACCGCCGAGCAAUGCGCUGGAAAGUACAGUAACAAAUCUAAUGUGGAAUUCGUUGCGCCGACAUCGAUGUUCGAUCAAAAGGACGCGCCAGUCUUUAAUUUGAGUGGAAUUCAACGCUGGACCGCGCCACGUGGUGAUUAUUACACAUUGAUAGCCAUUGGGGCACGAGGAGGAAGGGGUUCGAGUGGCAAGGGCAUUAGUUUGGCUGCUCUUGCUCGCGGUGUGAUAGAGCUACAAAAAGGUGACGAGCUGUACUUCAUGGUUGGUCAACAAGGAACGGACGCGUGUCACAAAAAUCUCGGCUUGCGGAUAAGAAGUUGUACGAGACCAAACAACACGUCGGAAAUGCACCGCGAUGCGUCCUCGACGGUGCGACAAGUGCAGAGACUCGAGUUCAAGAAUGGCGGUGGCGGUGGCGGUGGCGCAACUGCUAUUUUCAUGAUUAAAGCUAACGGCGAGCUAGAACCUAUAUUGAUUGCGAGUGGCGGCGGUGGUUUGGGUCCAGGACCUUCUACGGACAACGGACUACAACACGGAUACGGUCCUUAUUCUAAAAAACAUAAAUUUCUUAAUAUAUCUGCCAAAGACAGAGGCGGAUAUGGUGGCGGUUGGAAUACAACGUGGGUCAACAAUUCCUACAGCAACGUCGAAGGAAUGCCACUGAUUCACGGUGGUUUGGGAGGAAUCGGUUGCGAAGUGUCCGAUAGUCCAGUCGAUGUGUACAAUUACGGAAACGGUGGUUUCGGUGGGGGUGGUGGCGGUUGCCACGCAUCAGGAGGUGGCGGCGGUGGAUAUUACGGCGGACUAACAACGGAUAUCGGAAAUGGUGGCGGUGGUUAUUCGUACGCCAAUCAGAGGCUCUUGCACGUUACUUUCAAAACAAGAAUUCAUUCUGGUUCGGGUGAGGUUACCGUUAUACCUGCGAUCAGCGGCUGUGGUUGUAAUUAUCGUUGUAUCGCUCUCGAUCGAUUUCUGUACGCAACCGAGUGCCUUUGUCCUCAGGGUUGGUUUCUCAGCAACGACUCCAGGUCCUGUGUCAUGAUAGACGUUACAAACAUUGAACAGCAGACGUACAUGAUCCUACUUAUACUCGCAGUCACUAGCCUUUUCGCCAUUACCAUAAUUGGCCUAAUAAUAUAUUACAGACGCUAUCGAAAUAAUCAACCGUUUAUGUUUCGCGGCCAAGCAACGUCUAGCAACGGAACGGAAUUGACCGCUCUACGUACGGUAUCGGAGACAAUACUGACCGAAUUCAAUCCCAACUACGAAUUUGCCGGCAAUCUUUACAGCUUUAAAGAUUUGCAACAAAUACCCCGGGAGUGUAUUGUAUUGGUGAAACCGCUUGGCCAGGGCGCGUUUGGUGAGGUUUAUCAGGGCAUAUGCACCUACCCGUCCGACGACGAGGGACAACCUGUCGCUGUAAAAACGCUACCGUCUCUAUCCACGUCUUUGGCGGAGGCUGAUUUCAUGAUGGAAGCAUUAAUAAUGAGCAAAUUCAAUCAUCCGAAUAUAGUCCACUUUAUCGGCGUUUCGUUCGAGAAGCAUCCGAGAUACAUCAUACUCGAAUUGUUAGCAGGAGGCGACCUGAAAAAUUUCUUACGCGAAGAAAGACCUCGAUCGGACCGACCCACAACACUGACCAUGGUAGAUCUUAUUAUGUGCGGCUACGACGUCGCGAACGGCUGCAAAUAUCUGGAGGAGGCGCGUUUUAUACAUCGAGACAUAGCCGCGAGAAAUUGCUUGCUGACCACGAAAGGACCGGGACGUACCGUCAAAAUCGCUGAUUUUGGGAUGGCGAGGGACAUUUAUCGAAGCGACUAUUAUAAAAAGGGCGGCAAGGCCAUGCUGCCCGUUAAGUGGAUGCCACCUGAGAGCUUCUUAGAUGGCAUAUUCACUACGAAGACCGAUGUCUGGGCCUUCGGAGUGCUUCUUUGGGAAAUCAUGUCGUUCGGUUACAUGCCCUACACCGGUUGCGCGAAUCGAGAGGUCAUGUCUAUGGUGGCGUCCGGCGGUCGUCUCGAAAAACCCCCGGGAUGUCCGGAUCCUAUUUACGGGAUUAUGACGCGGUGCUGGCACCCGCGACCCGAAGACAGACCGAAAUUUUCCACUAUCGCCGAAAGACUCGGCUAUUGCUUGCAGGAUCCUGACGUGGUGAAUCAUCCCACACCGAAUUUCGAUACAUUGCCGAUCUGCGAUCGGGAUAUAACAACAAUCAUGAGACCAGACCCGGAAGCGGAAUGCAUCAACGUUCAGACCAAUCACGACAGAUGCGGAAACACGCAACCGGUAGUCAUGGAUCCUCUGUCCAUUGGACUUUAUGUGGAUCAAAUUGUGAACACGACUUAUAACAUGGAAAAUCGAGAGUCAAAUAAAAACAACGACAAAUUGUGCGGCGGAACGACCGCCGAAAUCAAGAAAAAGAAAUAUCAACAGGAAACAUUUAGCUACAACAGUUUCGAUCAUUUUUGCAACAAUCAUGAUAACCACGAAACCGAGACAACCGACACUUGCGAGGAGGACGGGCAAGAGAUCGACCGAUCGGAUCAGCAAGACACCAAGACAAUACACUCCAGCACCAUCGAAGAUUGCGACAAUAUGGAUAACAGCAAUGAUUGCUCGGAGGAAAAGCGUCACCUAAUUAGCACUAAUCACGACAUGAUAAUAGAUCACAAGAUUGACAAUGAUAGUACAACGACUAGCGAUACGAAUUCCGACUCUUUGAUAGUGCAGUCUUCGGACACGCCGCCCGACGUGACAACGAACUCAUCGCCUAACACGGGCAAUUGCUCACCAAGUCGUAUCGCAAGUCUGAAUGCCAACGUCAACAAUGAUGACGAUGAGGAUUACAGCAGCAGCAACGAUCAGCAGGAACAACCUCAGCGGUGACGAUAGACGCGCUAAUCACAGAAAACUAUUAUUCUCGCAGGCUUCAGCGCUUUUAUAUAAAAGCCUGAUAACACACAAACUCUCGCGCGUCAUUUCCUAUCAUACUUCGAAAGGACCGUCCUGUAAAACGAGAACACAGGAAACGCCUCUUUUAGGCCAAAUGGUUGUAUUAAAAAAAAAAAAAAAAAAAAAAAAA